This is a messenger RNA of Centruroides sculpturatus (bark scorpion), 2613 nucleotides long. RefSeq names its product tripartite motif-containing protein 45-like. Gene Ontology annotation, biological process: positive regulation of DNA-templated transcription. The transcript is spliced from 6 exons. Gene Ontology annotation, cellular component: chromatin; nucleoplasm. Lineage: Eukaryota; Metazoa; Arthropoda; Arachnida; Scorpiones; Buthidae. The record is from RefSeq and is a predicted model, not a curated record. Gene Ontology annotation, molecular function: ubiquitin-protein transferase activity; zinc ion binding; protein binding. Bases 380 to 2125 code for a protein of 581 amino acids.
CCCUAACAAUUACAAUUUUUAACAUUUAUUUAUUAUAAUAUAAUGUUAUCUUUUAUUGCUCGAUAAUGAAAUCAAACAUCCUGUUGAUAAAGCACGUGAUAAAUAAUUGUCGAUUACAUAGGUUAUUUUUUAACGAAUAAACAGUUUUAAAAUCAGAUCCCAUACAUUUUAACUUGUAUAUAAUUAAAAAUUAUUAAGUAUAAUUGAAUUAUUAACAUGUAGAUUCACUUAAUACUUAUAUAAUUGAUUCUAUUUGAUGAUAUCCUGCAGACAUAAUAGAUAUAUAAUUGGAUUAACUAGCAAUGCAUUUAAUAUCCUACCGAGAUUGUUAUUGAUGCUGUAACAAACUUUUAAUAAACCAAUCAUAACUACAUGAAAAAUGUCUAGCAGUCUUCUUCCUGCUUUGCCUCGUAUUUGUGGUGUUUGUCAUUGUCGUUAUGAAGAACCUCGGAUUCUUCCCUGUUUACACACAUUUUGUACAAAUUGUUUGAAAAGUUUAGAACCUUUCUCUCCUGAGAUUAAUUUUGCUGAUUCUUCAGAUAAUCUGAGUUUGAUUUUAUCUCAGAGUAGUGUGCAUGGAUCUGCUUCAGGUUAUGAAUCGGAAAAAUCCAGUCUGGUAUCCACGUCUAGUUUGAGGUUAAACAGAAAAGAAAAAUGUGAUAUAUUUUUAUGUCCCACAUGCAGUAAACGUGUGGAAAUGCCUAGAGAAGGUGUGAAAAAAUUGCCUUUAAAUUAUAUGUUGUUACACGAAAUGAUUGUGGAUACAAUGAAUUUGGAUCCUAACACAGUGUUUUGUGAUCUCUGUACAUCUGAAACUAUUGCAAAUGAUCAUUGUACGGAUUGUUUACUUAAUCUUUGUAAUUUUUGUUCAGAAGCUCACAACAGGCAGAAGAAAACCUAUAAUCAUAAAGUGAUAGCUCUUGAAGAAGCAAUAAAGCAAGGAAUUUGUAUUUCACGUAAACCAGUAUUGUGCUUAAUCCAUCCAACUGAAGAAAUUCAUUAUUUUUGUACAUCUUGUUUAGAAGUAUUGUGUAAUAGCUGUAGUGUAAUUCAUAAUCAGAAUCAUAAAUUUGAUACUAUUAAAAAUACUGCUGAAAAGCAAAUAAAUAUUCUAGAAGCACUUAUUUCACAAACAAGAUCCAAUAUUGAACUUCUUUCUAAAUCUAUUGAAAAGAUUCAAGACACAAAUGUAAAACUAAAAAUUCGAGUUACAAAUAUAACAGAAGAAGUAAAUAAAUUCAUUGAUGGCUAUAUGAUAGCAUUAGAAAUGCAUCGGCAACAUUUACUGAGACAAAUUCAAAGAGUUUAUGUUGGACGGCAAAGAGUGCUGCGACUCCAGCGUAUGAAUGUUGAACGAGUUUUAGAAGAUUUAAACAAUUGGGAAAUUUUUGUGAAUAAACUAAUAAAUGAAGGAACAAAUUCAGAAAUUUUGAGUAUAUUUAGUUUGGUCACACAGUGUUUGAAGGAUAUUGCUCGAACAAAAGUACCGUUGGAACCACGCACAAAUGAGAAAAUAGAAUUUAUACCUAGAGAAUUAGGAGGUGUUGUUGAUGGAUAUAUGCUUCAAGGACAAUUGUUGCUUCAAGCAGUGAGUCCACAUCAUUGUUUGCUCAAAGGAAAUGGUUUACAAGUAGCAAGGCAAGAUCAUUUAUCUCGCCUUCUGUUAGUUGUGCGAGAUGUUAAUUCUCAGCCAGUGAUAAGAGGAUGUGAUGAUGUUUCUGCUAAAUUAGUUUCAAAAGAUGAUGAGAAAAAGCAAAUACCAGUUACUAUUACAGAUAGAAAAGAUGGUUCUUAUGUUUUAACAUUUAGUCCUGAUACUCAUGGACAAUAUUUUUUUCAUGUACAGAUUGGUGGAAAUCAUAUAAAGGGAAGUCCUUUUCUAGUGAAUAUCAAACCACCAUGGCGUAAACAUUUUGGAAUAUAUCAUUGUUGUACAUUUUGUUCUAGCAAUGGGAAUAAGGAAGCUCAAUGUGCUUGUGGUGGAACUAUUCCAGGAGGAUUUAAAGGAUGUGGUCAUGGUCAUGUGGGACAUCCAGGAGGUUAUCAUUGGAGUUGCUGUGGUAAAAUGUCUGAAAACUCUGAAUGUGCAAGAACCGAUCAUAAAAUUUAUGAAUGCACCCUUUAAUUUUUUAUUAAUUAGAUAUUUUUUGUUUGUUUGCAUUAAAAAGUUGCCAUUAAAUUUAUUGUAUUAUAUAAUAUAAUUAUUAAAAAUACAAUAGCAUGAAAAAGCUUUUUCUAUUUUUGAAAUACAAUGAUAUAAAGUAAUAGUGGUAGUAUAUGUAUUAUAAAAAUUAGUAAUGUUUUGGAAAUUUCAUAAAUAGAAACAGAAAGUUCCUUUUAAAUGUACUUUACUCUCCAUUACAAAAAUCAUUCACUUGAAAGUUUUUUCAAGAUAAAAUAUUAAUGUAAGAAAAAUGAAUUAGUGAUAAUAUAGAAAUAUUCAUUUGUAAUUUUCAAAUUUUUCUAUUGGUAGCUAGUAAUAGAAAUAAUCUACAGUGGUACCUCAGGAUACGAAAUUAAUCCGUUCCGAAACUGAGAUCGUAUCAUGAAAAUGUCGUAAGGUGGAUCAACUUUUCCCAUACGAUUACAUGUAAAACCAAAUAAUUCGUUCCA